AAAUGAAAAAUUCAAAUAUUCUAAUUUUUAAAAUUUGACAUGUUUUCAUUUUUCACAUCAAACUCAUGGAACGGUCUGGAGAAAUUCCACUGCAAAAUUAUUUUCAAAAUACGUCAUUUUUGUUCGAAAUUUCUUUUUCUGUAACAGAGACUCCCAAAAGACCAGUAAUCUUUUUGAUUCAUUAGAAUUUUAUCGUUAGAUACCCCUCCGCAGGGCGAGAAAUUAUUAAUAAAAAAUUACGAACCCCAAGUUCGCUCAUACGGAGAGAAAUCAUUCACUAAAAAUACCGCGAAAGUUCAAUAAUUUCUGACAACAACAACAUUCCAAUAAAAUUAGCAGAACACAGUUAUGAAAGUGACAAAGAAAAUUUCACGGUGUCGUAAUUAUUCCCAGAAUAUUCGGAUUGAAAUUUCGAAAUGCUCCGAAAAAAAAAAAAUCCGUAAUAUUUCAGAGCAAAAUGGAAAAGCUCCAGAAUUUUUAAUAAAUAUUUAUCACCGUCUGUGCAUUAAAAUAUCGCUGAAUGAAUCAACAGGUGGAUCCCACACGACGAGAUAUUUUCACCAAUUCCCAGAGGGGGUAUGUCUCGAAGAAACUCGGAAUGCCAUGCACUGGGCAAUGUGUUCUGGGAUAUUCCUGGCUUUCAACCUGUUCAACCGCGUGUGUACCUGCGAAAUACCACGCGAUUUCACGUUUCGAGAGGUGGAACAGGGAUGAAAGGAGAGGAUUAAAGACGGAGAGGAGUUGGGGUGGCAAUGGAGUUCCUCUACCACUUCGAGAAAGCAGAAUGAGGAGUAGCGACAAAGUGAGAAAGGAUCGAAGAAGGAUGGACUACCGAGGAGUCUCGAAGGAUGAAACUAUAUGGAAGCAAAAACAGAAAACCAGUCUCACUGUCUCAAGGCUGCCACAUAGUCCGCGUGUGUGAGGACAGGAAAGAUCUAAUGUUGGAAAAAAAGUUAUUCAACUAAUCAAUAGCAGCAUGCGCCGCAGUGCAACGAUCUCGCCAUCCCUCGUGCCUCAAGUACGAAAUCCCCGAAAAAACGAGCAAUAAAUAACGGAAGAAUGAAUAAAACCAAAAGGAAGAAUGAUGAUGUUAGUGGCGUCGGGGUGGUCGUUGCGGAAUCACGCAGGCCUGCGGCUCUGGGUGAACGAAACCGCCCGAAGGCAGCCAUGAGGUACUAAGGGACAUGGGUAGGGAUAGGGAGGGCA
Molecule: messenger RNA, 1206 nt
Organism: Diachasmimorpha longicaudata
Lineage: Eukaryota; Metazoa; Arthropoda; Insecta; Hymenoptera; Braconidae
Exons: 3
Coding region: 521-922 (133 amino acids)
Source: RefSeq, a predicted model, not a curated record